Molecule: messenger RNA, 1559 nt
Organism: Ectocarpus siliculosus
Lineage: Eukaryota; Phaeophyceae; Ectocarpales; Ectocarpaceae
Source: the annotation of a GenBank genome assembly
CAAGGAGGCAACACAAGAGCGCCUCACAGUUGAGGCUCUCCGACAGCAGCACCAUGGACAAGCCACUGACGGUGACGACAAAUUAUGCCCGCUACGUGUUGUUUGUGCUUCUUGGCGUGUAUGUCAGCAACCAGUGGGCGCGCUACCUCCUGAACUACCUCUACGCCGUGUCGGACGACGACUACGACGACGAUGACGCGAAAGAUUUCAUCAGCAUCGAGGAUGCGACCGGGAUCUCGACCAGCGAGUAUGGUCUUCUUGUGGGAUACGGCUUCUCCUUCUGUUACGUUAUCUGCGGGCUGUUCAUGGGCCGCGCGGCCGACCUGUACAACCGCAAGCUCAUCAUCUUCUACGGCUUGGUGAUCUGGAACGUGGCGACUGUCUGCCUCGGCAUGUCCGAGAACUUCGUCCAGCUCCUCCUGUCGCGGAUCCUUCUCGGCAUCGGGGAGUCGUUUUCGAUGCCCGCGUCGUACUCGCUGAUCGCGGACUACUUCCCUGCGGAGUCAUUGGCCCAGGCCAAUGGAGUUUUCGCCUUCGGCGUUUACGUGGGCGGAGGCCUGAGCUCCCUGAGCAUUGCCAUGGCCCAGGGGAUCGGUUGGAGAGGCAGCGCCUUCACCGUUGCCGGUUACGGCCUGCUGCUGUCGCUACUGGUACGCUUCACGGUUAGGGAGCCCGCGCGCACGCCCGCCGUUACCGCUCCCGCUCCCGCGAACCGUACCUCGGAGGCGGAGGAGGGGGGAGGCUACGCGCCUACCAACGGGUCUUCAGGGGACGCGGAGAAGGACUAUACCGCCCGCGAGAGCGCUAAGCUAAUUUUCGGGAACCCGCUGAUCGUGCUGCUCAUUUUCGGAGGCAUGGUCCGGUUCAUGGCCGGGUACGCUAUCGGCUCUUACCUCCCGGACUUCUUCAGCCAGAUCUACCCGGACGACAACACCAUUUACAGCUACCUGAACGCGUCGGUCGUGUCGGUGGGUGGAGCGCUGUCGUCGUACGCCGGGGGUUACGCGGCUGAUAGGUGGGAAAAGGCUGGCCAGCACAGGGCAAGAAUGUACAUCCCUGCCAUCGGAGCGCUGUUAGGAGCCCCGACGUUUUUCCUGGUGAUCGUCACCCCCAACUUCUACGGCGCCAUGUUCUUUCUAUUUGUGGAGUACCUGGUGGCGGAAUGCUGGUUCGGCCCGGCGAUCUCUGUCCUCCAGAAGGCCCUCCCUGCCCGCGUGCGAGGUGUGGGCAUCGGCUACUACAGCUUCUUCACCACGAUCGCCGGGAGCUUCAUGACGUACAUUGUUGGCGUUAUCCUUGACGCGUACACGUCCGACGCUGCUCUCAAGAUCACAUUACUGAUUUCCGUAUGCGGGAUGUACCUGCUCAGCGGGGCCGUCUUCCUGGUGGCGUCUCGGUAUAUGCCUGCCCUCGACUCCUCAAGCUUGAAAGGAAGCGAGAGGCAACCGCUCCUGGACACGCGGCAAGACGAGUUCGAGACAGACGACGAGGUUAAGACGGCCAACCGCCGGGGCAACGCGGCCGCCCGCAGGACCAACAGCAAUCGGGAGACGUUCUAG